GCACAUUAUUUUGUAAGUGAAGUAGUCCAAAGAAUUAAUACUAUAAAAAAACAAAAAUCUGUUUAAAUUUAGCUCUUUAGAGUGAUCCCUCUUUUAAGACUACAAGUAACGCUGCUGGAAUUGAUAAGAAUUAUAAUUUCGGAAAUUCACUAAAAAUCGCUCACCAGCAUGUCUUAUAUUCAGGAUGGUUUAUUCGUCGGAGGAAUUGACGAUGCAAUAGAUUCGAAAUAUUUACGAAAGAAGGGAAUAAAACAAAUUUUAUCAAUUCAUAUAAAACCAAUUCCUAUAGAAUAUCGUGAAGACUUUGAAUACAAAUGGGUACAUGCAAUAGACACUCCGUCACAAGAUUUAUUGUUUCAUUUUCAAGAAUGUAUCGACUUUAUAGAAAGUGGUCGUCAAUUGGGAGCAACACUUAUUCAUUGUGAAUAUGGUAUAUCUCGAAGCGUCACGAUAGCUGUAGCCUAUUUGAUGCAAAAAUUAUCUCUAUCUCUGAAUGAAUCGCUUGACCUUAUCAAAACACAUCGUCCUGGGGUUAGACCAAAUAGUGGAUUUCUCAAACAGUUAAAACUAUUCGAAAGAAUGAACUUCACGAUAGACGAAAGAAAUAAAGAAUUUAAAAUAUAUAAAUUAGAAAAUCUUGCAGAUAAAAUUAGUUCAGGUAGAAUUAAUGUUUUCUUUCAAAUGCAAUUAUUAAAUAAUCUCUUGGAUGCAGGAGCGUCGAUUAAAGAUGAUAAUUUAAGAUCUCAAUUGGCCAGAGAUCCUAAUAUGGACAGAGAUAGUACACAUGGAACUACUGAUGCCGUUUACUAUUGUGGAAAGUGUCGAAAGCCUCUUUUCUACGAUAAUUCGAUAAUUUUACAUGAUGACGACAAAACGACCGAAACGUGUUAUUCUUCAUUAUUUAUUGAACCAGUAAAAUGGAUGGAGGAGAACAUUCAAACUUUAGAGGGCAAGGUUUACUGCCCUAAAUGUAAAGCAAAGAUAGGAAGAUUUAACUGGUCUGGUUCCAAGUGCACUUGCGGCUCCUGGGUUACGCCGUCCUUCCACAUUCGAAAUGAUAUGGUCUAUAAGCCAAUGCCUCGGACGAAAUAG
Molecule: messenger RNA, 1092 nt
Organism: Dimorphilus gyrociliatus
Lineage: Eukaryota; Metazoa; Annelida; Polychaeta; Dinophilidae
Source: the annotation of a GenBank genome assembly